CGCGCCGCCGCCUGAGCCGCCCGCCCCGCGCCAUGGAGCCCGGCCGCGGCGGCCUGGAGGCCGUGGGCAAGUUCGAGUUCUCGCGCAAGGACCUCAUCGGGCACGGCGCCUUCGCCGUGGUCUUCAAGGGGCGCCACCGCGAGAAGCACGACUUGGAGGUCGCGGUCAAGUGCAUUAACAAGAAGAACCUGGCCAAGUCCCAGACACUGCUGGGGAAAGAAAUCAAGAUCCUCAAGGAACUGAAACAUGAAAAUAUCGUGGCUUUGUAUGACUUUCAGGAAAUGGCCAAUUCCGUGUAUCUGGUCAUGGAGUACUGUAAUGGCGGGGACCUGGCUGACUACCUGCACACCAUGCGGACACUGAGUGAGGACACCAUCCGGCUCUUCCUGCAGCAGAUUGCAGGCGCCAUGCGUCUGCUGCACAGCAAGGGCAUCAUCCACCGUGACCUGAAGCCCCAGAACAUCUUGCUGUCCAACCCUGGUGGGCGCCGCGCCAACCCCAACAACAUCCGCGUUAAGAUUGCCGACUUCGGUUUUGCUCGGUACCUGCAGAGCAACAUGAUGGCGGCCACACUCUGUGGCUCCCCCAUGUACAUGGCCCCUGAGGUCAUCAUGUCCCAGCACUACGAUGGGAAGGCAGACCUCUGGAGCAUCGGCACCAUCGUGUACCAGUGCCUGACGGGGAAGGCGCCCUUCCAGGCCAGCAGCCCCCAGGACCUCCGCCUCUUCUACGAGAGGAACAAGACAUUGGUACCCACUAUCCCCAGGGAGACAUCUGCCCCACUGAGACAGCUGCUGCUGGCGCUGCUGCAGCGUAACCACAAGGACCGCAUGGACUUCGAUGACUUCUUCCAUCACCCUUUCCUUGACGCCAGCGCCACUGUGAAGAAGUCCCCUCCUGUGCCUGUGCCCUCGUACCCAAGCUCGGGGUCCGGCAGCAGCUCCAGCAGCAGCUCCACCUCACACCUGGCCUCCCCGCCGUCCCUGGGAGAGAUGCACCAGCAGCUCCAGAAGACGCUGACGUCCCCGGCUGACGCUGCUGGCUUCCUGCAGGGCUCCCGAGGCUCUGGCGGCAGCAGCAAGGACUCGUCCUGUGAUACAGAUGACUUCGUCAUGGUCCCAGCCCAGUUUCCAGGUGACCUGGUGGCCGAGGCGGCUGGUGCCAAGCCCCCACCUGAUAGCCUGAUGUGUAGCGGGAGCUCCCUGGUGGCUUCAGCUGGCCUGGAGAGCCGUGGCCGGACCCCGUCUCCUUCUCCGCCAUGCAGCAGCAGCUCUCCAAGUCCAUCAGGCCGGGCCGGCCCGUUCAGCAGUAGAUGUGGCGUGUCGGUCCCCAUACCUGUCCCCACCCAGGUGCACAACUACCAGCGCAUUGAGCAGAACCUCCAGUCACCCACCCAGUACCAGACCACACGGUCCUCCGCCAUCCGUAGGUCUGGCAGCACCAGUCCCCUGGGCUUUGCCCGGGCUAGUCCGUCACCCCCAUCCCACACCGAGCACGGAGCUGCCCUGGCCAGAAAGCUGUCUCUGGGUGGGGGCCGGCCCUAUACCCCAUCUCCACAAGUUGGAAUCAUCCCCGAGCGGCCGGGCUGGAGCGGGGCACCCUCCCCACAGGGAGCCGAGAUGCGGGGUGGCCGAUCCCCUCGUCCAGGUUCCUCUGUGCCCGAGCCCUCUCCUCACACUGCUGGGCUGGGCUACCGCCUGCACAGCGCUCCUAACCUGUCCGACCUGCACGUCGUCCGUCCCAAGUUGCCCAAGCCCCCUACAGACCCUCUGGGGACGGCGUUUGGUCACCCACAGUCAAGCCCCCCUCAGCCAGCCCACGGGCUGCAAUCCUGCCGGCCCCUGCGAGGCUCGCCUAAGCUGCCCGACUUCCUGCAGCGCAACCCCCUGCCCCCCAUCCUGGGCUCCCCCACCAAGGCCUUGCCCGCCUUCGACUUCCCCAAGAACCCCAGCUCCCAGAACUUGCUGACCCUCCUGGCCCGGCAGGGUGUAGUCAUGACCCCACCUCGGAACCGGACUCUGCCAGACCUUUCAGAGGCAGGACCGUUCCAGGGGCAGCAGCUGGGCCCUGGCCUGCGGCCCACUGAGGACAAGAGCCCCUUCGGCAGGUCCCUUAGUACCGGCCGCCUCACAGACCUGCUCCUUAAGGCUGCGUUCGGGACCCAGGCCCCUGACUCAGGGAGCACAGACAGCCUGCAGGAGAAGCCCAUGGACAUCGCGCCCUCUGCUGGCCUUGGAGGGAACCUGCACCCGGGAGCUCGUGCUGGGGGUGCCAGCAGCCCAUCUCCUGUGGUGUUCACUGUGGGCUCGCCCCCCAGCGGGACCACGCCACCCCAGGGUCCUCGUACUAGGAUGUUCUCAGUGGGCUCCUCAAGCUCCCUUGGCUCAGUGGGCUCCUCCUCUGCCCGGCACCUGGCACCCGGAGCCUGUAGUGAGGCUGCCCCAGAGGUCCCGGCCCCUAGCCACUGCUGUAGCUUUGCCGACCCCGUGACCGCCAACCUGGAGGGGGCUGUGACCUUCGAGGCCCCGGACCUCCCUGAGGAGACGCUGAUGGAGCAAGAGCACACGGAGAUCCUGCACAGCCUGCGCUUCACGCUCGUCUUCGUCCAGCACGUCCUGGACAUUGCGGCCCUGAGGGGCAGUGCCAGCAACACAGCCGGGGGACCUGAGUACCAGCUGCAGGAGAGCGUCGUGGCCGACCAGAUCAGCCUACUGAGCCGCGAGUGGGGCUUCGCGGAGCAGCUGGUGCUUUACCUGAAGGUGGCUGAGCUGCUGUCCUCAGGCCUGCAGACCGCCAUUGACCAGAUCCGGGCUGGCAAGCUGUGCCUGUCGUCCACCGUAAAGCAGGUGGUACGUAAGCUGAACGAACUGUACAAGGCCAGUGUGGUGUCCUGCCAAGGCCUGAGCCUACGGUUGCAACGCUUCUUCCUGGACAAGCAACGGCUCCUGGAUCGUAUCCAGAGCGUCACAGCCGAGAAGCUCAUCUUCAGCCAUGCUGUGCAGACGGUGCAGUCGGCUGCCUUGGACGAGAUGUUCCACCGCCGGGAGGACUGUGUCCAGCGCUACCACAAGGCUCUGCUGCUCAUGGAGGGGUUGCAGCACAUCCUCACUGACCAGGCAGACGUGGAGAACAUUGCGAAGUGCAAGCUGUGCAUCGAGCGGAGACUCUCAGCGCUGCUGACCGGCAUCUCUGCCUGACCCGCGGAGUACCUGGCUCACUGCCCAACGGCUGGAUCUCCUCUGCCAAUCCCACAGGCUUGAGGGGCGGCCGGCUGGCCAGGCUUGAAGGGACAAGCCUGUGGCCUUGGUGCUGCUUGGUGGUGGUAGGGAGAGAGAGGGUGGGUCCCCCCUGAGCUGCAGGCCUGAGCUAUGCUGCGGUGGGCUUCAGGGCGCUGGGAUCUGAAUCCAGGCCAGACCUCUGGCCUCACUGAUGGGCAGAGCUCCUGCCUGGCAAUCACAACUAUCCUCGGCCAGUUUGGAGGCAAGUGGGCACAGGUAGCCGGUCCCCUAUCCCAGCCAGACCCCAGGGCAGCCCUCAUGCCUGCUGACGUGCUGAGGACACGCAGAGGCCCCGAGACCGCUCUGCCCAGGAAAAGGUGUGGCCUCCUGGUCCCCUUCCUUCCCCAAGACCACCCACCCAGCUUUGUGAAUCAUGGAGCACUUUAUGCAGGCAGACCUGAAGCAGGACUGCCCGCGCAGUCCCGCCUGUUGUACUACAGGGCGUGUGUACAUACCUAUAUACAUAUAUACAUAUAUAAAUAGUCAUGCGAGCGUGUGCAAGCGUGUGUGCUGUGCCUACCGCCUGGGACCCUCUCAGGUAGACACAGACAUCUUAUUUAAAUGUUCUUUUAGGGACGGACAGUACGAAGCACCAAGCUUUCUGAACCCAGAACAGACGUUGAAGUCUAUUACACUUUACUCCUGAAAUGUGUCUUAUUUUUCUGCAGCUCUUUUUUAACAAAAGAAGAAAAUUUGUAGGAGUUUAGGAUAUUGGUUUUGGAAGGGUAGAUCCUCAGCAUCGUGUGGGGAUGCAGGUGGAGGUGGUGAUGCCUGUUAGAGCAGCCCUGCCCCUGCCACGAAGUAGUGGGCAGGUGAGAGGGCAUUUGGUGCGAAGCCUCACAUCCAGCUUUCACAAUGGGUUUUGAUGCCAAAGUCGUGUCCGUGUCCUUGUCCUUGUUCUUCUCCCUCUCCCUGCCCCGCAGGCUGGGUCCUGGCUGCCUUGAGGGGCUGGUGGGGUGGGGAGACUUCUGUCCUGGAGAGGGCAGAGGGAGCUUGCCUGAGUCCGGGUGCCCUGGGCAAGGGCUGUAAGGUCUUACAUCAAGACCUAGACAUCUUUGUGUUUCUUUGCAAUACUUGAAAUACUGCCACUGUGCUUGGACUUCAAGGCAGCCCUGUCAUAUGUUCCCUCAACACCCAGUGACUUCGUUCCUUGCUGCACGGAAUGUGUGCAUAUUUAUUGCUUUACAGUCGGCUGAGGUCCAGGGCCACCAGGAGGCUGGUGCCACGGGAGGGGACUCAGGCAGCUUCCCACCCCUCGUGGGUGCCCCUGUGGGCUGCCGUGCUGCCCACCUCCCAGCGUGUGUGCUGCCAGCUGAUUCUGUUCUCCACGAUUCAGCGCCCCACCCUUGGUGUACUUUAAAAGGAGUUUUGUGUGAUUCUCCCAACCCCUUCAUUUGCGUUACAUUGUGUAAUACUGAUUUAAGGAAAUAAACCUUUGGAAUUGAG
Canis lupus familiaris (dog) is the source of this 4724-nucleotide messenger RNA. RefSeq names its product unc-51 like autophagy activating kinase 1 (gene ULK1). Gene Ontology annotation, cellular component: cytoplasm; autophagosome. Lineage: Eukaryota; Metazoa; Chordata; Mammalia; Carnivora; Canidae. The transcript has 28 exons. The coding region runs from base 33 to 3197 and encodes 1054 amino acids. Gene Ontology annotation, molecular function: protein serine/threonine kinase activity; ATP binding. Gene Ontology annotation, biological process: autophagy; positive regulation of autophagy; protein autophosphorylation. The record is from RefSeq and is a predicted model, not a curated record.